AUGGGCAAGACCGGUUUGCUUGGCAAUGGCCCUGUAGCUGAGGCAGAAGUUGUGGAAUCGGCUGAAGAAGGGGUCUUUCUGCUGGCAGGCUUGAUUACGGGGGCUCGGAAUGAGGCCGAUUUCACUCCAUUAUCCUCUUUCGCACCGGCUGGCUUUCCUACGACUUUCGAAGCUGCCAUAGGGGCGCCUGCAUGCCAAAUAGAAAAAGGAAAUGAAAGCGAUAUCAGCAAAGUGUUGUAA
Messenger RNA from Protopolystoma xenopodis, 240 nucleotides. The record is from the annotation of a GenBank genome assembly. NCBI's taxonomy places the organism in Eukaryota, Metazoa, Platyhelminthes, Monogenea, Polystomatidea, Polystomatidae.